This is a messenger RNA of Nezara viridula (southern green stink bug), 2660 nucleotides long. The record is from the annotation of a GenBank genome assembly. Lineage: Eukaryota; Metazoa; Arthropoda; Insecta; Hemiptera; Pentatomidae.
AUGAAGACAGCUGAGAUAAUAGAUAUCGCUGUACCAAAUGAUGGGAACACCAACUCAGUCUGCGCCGAAAAAAUUCGGAAAUAUCAAACUCUUGCAGCCGAGUUAAAAGAUCUGUACAGACUGAACAAAGUGACAGUAAGGGCUUUAGUGAUCUCUAGCAAUGGGCUGAUUCCAAAAUCCACUGUAGAAGCUACCGAGAAGGGACUUGAUGGCUUAGAAGGUAGAUUAGAGAUAUCCAGUCAGGGUAGUGGAACUGAUUCUAACUCCAGUUCUCCUAAUACCAGUGCUGAAGGUUGCCUACAGGGUUCAUCUCUUCAAAAUAUUCAGUCAUUCCAAAGUUGGAACCCUAACCUUCAAGAAGAUUUUCCUGAGCAGUUGGAAGUGAAAACAGAAAUUGAUGCUAAUCAAAUUUCAGAGUUAGGUAAUGAGUCUACUUACAGUGAUUGUAGUUAUCAGCGUGGUUCAGAUUAUUACAACAAUCCACCUAGCCAGUACUAUAACAGUAUGGCAGCUACUUAUAAUCCUCAGAGCGGUAGCUAUAAUAGCAGUUUUUAUACAUCACCAUAUGCAUCGACUACAUACCCUCUGCCAAAUGGAAACAGAAGUACAUGCAAAGUUAAUAAUGGCUAUUUGAAUUAUAGUGGUUAUCAACAGAAUCCUUAUUCUUCAUACACUGCUAGUAGUUACAAUGCUCAGAACUAUGAUCAGCAGGGGUACAGUGGUUAUCCAGCAGGUUACGCUGGUCAACAAGUUGCAGCAGUAGCAAGCUAUUAUCAACAAUACUAUCAACCUAAUGCUCAAUAUCUUCAGCACAGCCUACCAGAAGUGGGGCGAGGUCGAGGUCGACGUAUGACUCAAGCAGGUCCUCCCAGUCCUAGCUCUGGAUUGGAUGGCCAGUUGGAGAGAGUAUUCAUCUGGGAUCUUGAUGAAACAAUUAUAAUAUUUCACUCUUUAUUGACAGGUUCAUAUGCCACAAAAUAUAACAAGGACUCACAAUCUGUUGUUCAGUUAGGAUACAAAAUGGAAACUCUUAUUUUUGACUUAGCUGAUGCACACUUUUUCUUCAAUGAUGUUGAGGAUUGUGAUCAAGUCCACAUAGAUGAUGUUUCAAGUGAUGACAACGGACAGGAUCUAUCAGGAUAUAACUUUUCUACUGAUGGGUUUUCCUCAUGUGUUGCUUCCUCUGGACUACGUGGGGGAGUUGAUUGGAUGAGAAAGUUAGCUUUUAGAUAUCGUAAGAUGAGAGAAACAUAUAACAAUUAUAGAGCUUCUGUGGGAGGUCUUAUCGGUCCAUCUAAAAGGGAACAAUGGUUAACUUUGAGAUCAGAGAUUGAAGCAGUAACAGAUAAUUGGUUGACAUUAGCAACCAAAUGCUUAAAUCAUAUACAUGCUAGGGAUAAUUGUGUUAAUGUGAUGGUUACAACCACCCAACUUGUUCCAGCUCUAGCAAAAACACUUCUUUUUGGACUUGGAAAUGUAUUUCCUGUUGAAAAUAUUUAUUCGGCAUCCAAAAUUGGUAAAGAAAGUUGUUUUGAACGCAUUGUCACCAGGUUUGGAAGGACUAAGUGCACAUAUGUAGUGAUUGGUGAUGGCCAAGAUGAAGAAGCUGCUGCCAAGCAAAUGAACUUUCCAUUCUGGAGAGUGUCUUCACACACUGAUCUUAUAUCCCUGUAUAAUGCUCUUGACAUGGGUUUUCUUUAGAAACUGAAUUUCAUUUGAUUUUACAAUUGUAAUUUAAUUGUAUACACUAACAGAAAAAAAAAUUCACAAGUGAUUUGUGUGUCUGAUCUGCUGAAAAUUGAAAGUCAUGUUAAUGUAUAAAUCACACCCGCACAAACUCUUACACACAUACAGAUAUAUUUAGAAGAUACUUGAACUAUAAAUUAUUCUUUUUUUUUUUUUGUUUAAAAAAAAGGAAAAUAUUAUUUGGAUUUAUAACUUGUAGAUAAUUGUAAAUUGUAUGUACAGUAUAAUUACCCAAUAUUCAUAGUUGUCCAAUGAUUUCAUGUAUGUGUGUUUAUAUAUAUAUACACACGCUACUCACAUAUUCUUUUAGAUUUAACAUCCAAAUAGUUGUGGAAUUGAUAUAAAUUAAUUAUUUGUUUAUUUUUAAAAGUAUAAAUGUAUAUACCUGGAUAUGGUUUAUGUUAAUCUGCAUGUGUUUGUUUUAUACACUCAUGCACCCACUGUGAAUAAUUGUUUUAUAUAUCAUAAUUUCUAUUUUAAAACAACAUUAUGAAUGAUAUAUAUAUAUAUAUAUAUAUAAUAUACUACUCACAUACAUAUGCUCACAUGCUUGUAUUGUUGCAUGUGUUUAAAAAUAAAUGGUUUCAAAUCUUUACAUUAUAAAUAAAUAAAUGCAUAGUUUUAUCAGUUGCUUGUGAAUCUUUAUUUUUAAUAAAAAAUGUGAAUUUUAUUUACAAUACCAUGAAUUUAUUGUAAAUUCUUUUAUAUUUCUAUUAGCAUUCUGUAUUUAAUCAAUGUAUGAUUUUUUUUUUCUAUUUAGCUGAUAUUCUAUAUGAAGAAAAUAUUUUGUAAUUACAUAUAAAUAAAUACUUAAUUUUGUUGUUUAAAUGAAGUUUAUAUUUUUAUAAAUACCCCACAAUACUUGCCUCAGUCAACAAAAACAUUCUUAAAUAUUAGAUUUUAUAUUAAUUUCC